Messenger RNA from Oppia nitens, 1025 nucleotides. RefSeq names its product nicotinate-nucleotide pyrophosphorylase [carboxylating]-like. The transcript has 2 exons. Gene Ontology annotation, cellular component: cytoplasm. Gene Ontology annotation, molecular function: nicotinate-nucleotide diphosphorylase (carboxylating) activity. The record is from RefSeq and is a predicted model, not a curated record. Bases 147 to 1025 code for a protein of 292 amino acids. NCBI's taxonomy places the organism in Eukaryota, Metazoa, Arthropoda, Arachnida, Sarcoptiformes, Oppiidae. Gene Ontology annotation, biological process: NAD+ biosynthetic process; quinolinate catabolic process.
UAAAUAUUUCAAUUUUAUUUAAGUGAGAAAUAACAUUUAAUUAAUUUUUAAAAAAUAAAUACUUUUAAAAAAGUUGUAUUUAAAAACAUAUACUACUGUUGUAGUUAAUAAAUAAUUAUUGUUUGUUUGAACAAUUAUAUCGAAAAAUGUCAUAUCAAAACAUUUUAAAUCCAAUACAAUUAAAAGAGUUGGCUAAAAGUUGGAUCAAUGAGGACUUGUCGAGUUUUGAUAUGCAGGCACUGGUCUGCGAUGACAAAGAGGUUCGGGCAGUGAUACUAUGCAAGAGUGACGGUGUUUUAGCUGGCGUUCCCUUUGCUAACGCUAUAUUCAAUGAACUGGACUGUCGUGUCAAUUGGCUAACUAAAGAGGGCGAUAACAUAUCGUUAAAUGGUCAAAAAUCGGGAUCAGUUCAGAUAGCCUACGUUGACGGCAAAGCGCGAUCUGUACUAUUGGCCGAACGUGUCGUACUUAACGUAUUGUCCAGAUGUUCGGGUGUGGCCACUCAGGCUAGACAACUGAGACAAUCAUUGCAAACAAUCGGUUGGAAAGGUAUGAUUGCGGGCACACGGAAAACAACACCCGGAUUUCGUACAGUCGAAAAAUAUGGACUUUUGAUCGGAGGAGUAUCGCCGCACAGAUACGACUUGUCGACAAUGGUUAUGCUCAAAGACAAUCAUAUUGUCAUCAGUGGUUCAGUGAAGGCGGCCAUAAGUGCAGUCAGAAGUGUCGGUGAUUUUGUACCGAAAAUUGAAGUCGAGUGUCGCAACCCGGAAGAAGCCGAAGAAGCGGCACAAUUAGGCGCCGAUAUCAUUAUGUUAGACAACUUUGACGACCAAUUACUACUACAGACAGCGCAACAUAUAAAAAGCCAACACAAAGAUUGCUUGAUUGAGGCCAGCGGUGGUAUCAAUCCGGAUAAUGUCCACAAAUUUGCCAAUCAAUGGAUAGAUAUUAUAUCAAUGAGUUGCUUAGUUCAGGGCUACCCAACAGUUGAUUACUCGAUGAAAAUUCAAAAAUCUUUAUAA